Molecule: messenger RNA, 1640 nt
Organism: Sphaerulina musiva SO2202
Lineage: Eukaryota; Fungi; Ascomycota; Dothideomycetes; Mycosphaerellales; Mycosphaerellaceae
Exons: 1
Coding region: 197-1021 (274 amino acids)
Source: RefSeq, a predicted model, not a curated record
GCACCUCUCACUCCGCUACCAGCAUCUCUCCCGCCGCCAUGAGUCAACGACGUCUCCCAGGCCAUCACCGUCACCCGGGCCAUCACCGUCCAAACCAUCCUUCUUCCGGCGCUAUCGCAUCACCACGGUCAGUCUCGGUCUAGGACUCGGUCUGGUCCUCGGCGGCGUCGCCACAAACUUCAUCGCCCCCCCUCCUAUGCCCCAAGUCGGCACACACGAAGAUAAUGUGUUGAUUGCCGACCUGAACAAACGCAUCGACGAGGAGUUCAAGGUAAAGGUACUGCGAGGGAGAUGCUUGGGAGUUUCCAAACAGCUCAAAGGACAAGAAAGCGGAUGGGUCGAAAUCGUACCGCCGAUUAGUGCUCCUGGCGCUGAUGGGACCGCUGCUGGCGUGGGAGCUUUACUGCCAUUCCACGAUCGACUCAUCGAUGCUCUGCAAGGCGCGAAAGGGCUCGGCGUGGAACGAGUAUUUUGGGAUCGAGACGAUCAAAAGUUGGUCGCCAUUGUAUGGUUUGGCGGUGCGCUUUCUGGAUGGCCAGGCGUCACACACGGCGGCCUGCUGGCAACCGCUUUGGUGGAAAAGAUUGCUCUAGCAGGGAGUCUGGCAUCUGGAGGAGAUGGCGACAUCACCUCUGCCGCGAAACCUCAAAGGCUGCCUGGGACAGGGAAGCAUGCUACAUUACAGGCUGUCGAGGCUAUUCCUGAAGAGCCAGUGGAGUUGAGCAUGGAUUAUAUGAAGCCGACUUUUGCCAACAGCUUUUAUGUUAUACGUGUGCAGCCAGCGUGGACGAGCAAGGAUGAUGUGAGGCUGCCGGUGCAGGGACACGAGUACUUUGCUGUGUUGGAGACUAUGGACGGGAAGGCCUGCGUCAAGGCCACGGCAAAGUUCGCGCCGCGAUCUGAAUUGGAAAGGGUGGAAGAGAGUGUCAAGGAAGCUGUGAGCAGAUGGAGCUACCAGGAUUUCAAGAAGUGGAUGUGGCCAAGCAGGCAGGAGGAGACGCUGGCUGAGGCUGUAGUGUGAAAUGUCCCAAGCAGGAGUUGCGAAGAUGAAUCAAUACCUUAUCCAGUAAGCCCAUAGCUGGGCUGAAGCUGCAAGACUUCUCAGGCCAUGGCGAUUACCAACGACUGAUGCGAUGGAAACCGCGCGGAAAUGAGCAGUAUCCUCGUGGAACCAGAUGCAAACCAGCGAUAUCGCAUUGUAUGUCGACCCUAUCAAGCUUCAGUGAGGAUCCCAAUGCACAAGAGGACGGGAGCUUCCGACUUCCGAACAACAGUUACAUGCCGUGUAGUCGAGAGUACAUCCUAAGGUGCGCAUCGUUCUUUCCUUUCUUCAGUGGGGCCGGGAUCAUUUCGACCUUAUUUCGACCUCUAUCCCGUGCUGUCACGCAUAUGGUUGAAACGUCGAACAGAACUGGAGUUUCAGCACUACAUAUCCAUCUCCGCCUGCGAGGCAUUGCUACACUUGGCAAGGUGAUGUACUGUACAUACUCGAGAUACAUGUAUUCGGCAGGGUCAAAACACUGCGACCCAGAGGUAAGACGAGUGUCAGAGGUCGGGCCGCGUGGGAGGCUUCUCGCGACAAUUCCUCCCAUGCUUGAGACUGAGUCUGGCAUAUUCUCAUCAAACAAGUACUAUCGCAG